This is a messenger RNA of Marmota monax (woodchuck), 1269 nucleotides long. It is a transcript of the gene Rdh5, whose product is annotated as retinol dehydrogenase 5. The transcript has 5 exons. Bases 196 to 1152 code for a protein of 318 amino acids. The record is from RefSeq and is a predicted model, not a curated record. NCBI's taxonomy places the organism in Eukaryota, Metazoa, Chordata, Mammalia, Rodentia, Sciuridae.
ACACUUAACACUCCUGACGCCCAAGUCCACCCACUCUGGACUUUGGGCUUAGCUGCUGCUAGUGUGGGAGACUGGGAAGACCGAAAGCAAAGUCUCUUAAACAGAAACAAAGGGAGCAGCUUCACACGUUGUAAUAUCUACCAGCUUUCCCCAGAGUAGCUUGGGCUGCCACCUGCAGGUCAUUUGGGUCCAGCCAUGUGGCUACUUCUGUUGCUGGGUGCCUUGUUCUGGGCAGUGCUGUGGUUUCUGAGGGACCGGCAAAGCCUGCCUGCCAGCGAUGCCUUCGUCUUCAUCACCGGCUGUGACUCAGGCUUCGGGCGCCUUCUGGCACUACGACUGGACCAGAGGGGCUUCCGAGUCUUGGCCAGCUGCCUGACCCCCUCUGGGGCAGAGAACCUACAGCAGAUGGCCUCCUCCCGCCUCCACACUACCCUGCUGGAUAUCACUGAUCCCCAAAGUGUCCAGCGGGUAGCCAAAUGGGUGGAGACACAUGUUAGGGAAGCAGGGCUUUUUGGUCUGGUGAAUAAUGCCGGUGUGGCUGGUAUCAUCGGACCCACACCAUGGCUGCCAUGGGAUGAUUUCCAUCGGGUGCUGAAUGUGAACACUCUGGGUCCUAUCGGGGUCACCCUUGCCCUAUUGCCGCUGCUACAGCGGGCCCGAGGCCGGGUGAUCAACAUCACCAGCGUCCUGGGUCGCCUGGCAGCCAAUGGCGGGGGCUACUGUGUCUCCAAGUUUGGCCUGGAGGCCUUCUCUGACAGCCUGAGGCGGGAUGUGGCUUCUUUUGGGGUACAAGUCUCCAUCGUGGAGCCUGGCUUCUUCCGAACCCCUGUGACCAGCCUGGAGAAUUUGGAGAACACCCUGCAGGCCUGCUGGGCGCGACUACCUCCAGCCACACAGGCUCACUAUGGGGAGGCCUUCCUUACCAAGUACCUGAAAGUGCAGCGGCGCAUCAUGAACCUGAUCUGUGACCCGGACCUAACCAAGGUGAGCAGAUGUGUGGAGCAUGCCCUGACUGCUUGUCACCCCCGAACCCGCUACAGCCCAGGCUGGGACGCCAAGCUGCUCUGGCUGCCUGCUUCCUACCUGCCAGCCAGCCUGGUGGAUGCUGUGCUUGCCUGGGUCCUUCCCAAGCCCUCCCAGUCAGUCUACUGAAUCUACCCUUCCAGGAACAGAUUGUUUUUCAAGGGCAAGGACUUGUAUUUUGGUCCCCACCCUGGCACUUCCUGGUACCUGGUACAAAAUAGACAAUAAAUGUAUAUUGUUAAAAAA